CCUUGUUGGUUGUUAAGCUGUUUGCGCCUGCGCUCUCCCAAUGCUGGCGUAUCAGAGCAUGACCGAACGACAGCGCCAGUUCUAUGACAGAAUCAAGAAUGCGAAAAAAUGUCACAGACUGUGCGAUGAACUGAUUGGCGUGGCUGAAGCUCGGGCGAUCGCUGAGGCUCUUAAAGCAAACAAGACGCUGAGAGAGUUUCGUCUGUCUGGAAAUCAGAUUGACGAUGCUGGUGCGCAGGCGAUUGCCGAAGCACUCAAAGUGAACAAGACGCUGACUAUCCUGUUUCUGGACGUGAAUCAGAUUGGCGAUGCUGGAGCGCAGGCAAUUGCCGAAGCACGCAAACUGAACUCACACCUGAAUUGGAUCAAUCUGCGAUUUAACUGCAUUGGCAAUGUUGGCGUUCAAGCGCUCGUCCAUGCCUGCACUGGCGACAGCAUUCUAACGCGACUAGACAUCGACUACCAGAUAAAUCCUCUUGCAUUCUCCUUACUUCCACGAUUUGCAAGUGCUGAAGACGUUCAGACCGUGUUCCACUUGCUAAUCAGCGGACCGGAGCUGGAGGAUCAAUCGGCAGCAGCUCUGCCCGCACUGCCAACCGAGAUUGCCGAGCGCCUCAUGAACGAAGCGCAUUACUGGCAAGGUGUACAGCACAUCAAGCGAUUGCGGUCUGUUUUUGGCAAUGAGGUCAACGAUGUUUUGAAGGUCACAGUGCCUGAAAACGCAAUCCGUGUGAAAGCAAUUCAAGUGUUGCGUGAGAGGACGACGCCUACCGACAGCACCGGUGACCGCGAGGUUAAAUUGAUUGUCCGAAAUGACAGAUGUUUUCCAUACAGUUUUACUGCGAAACCGACUGCUCUCAGCUCGACCUUUGACCUUCUGACGAUCGAGCCAGCGAGUCAUCCCAUCGUUGGACAAAUAGGCGAUGGCUCGGAAGUUCAAGUUCGAUUCAGCCCGUCUGCCAAGGAUGCGCUAUUCGAAGCACUCAGGGUCAUAUACGACGAUCAAGGUCGUCGUUGGUGAAGUCUGUCUGUGGAUGCACUGUAGCCUCUGAUGUCGAAUACAGCGAAGCGUGAUCUUGCAA
Capsaspora owczarzaki ATCC 30864 is the source of this 1082-nucleotide messenger RNA. RefSeq lists its product as hypothetical. Gene Ontology annotation, biological process: activation of GTPase activity; nucleocytoplasmic transport. Gene Ontology annotation, cellular component: cytosol; nucleus; perinuclear region of cytoplasm. Lineage: Eukaryota; Filasterea; Ministeriida; Capsasporidae. The record is from RefSeq and is a predicted model, not a curated record. The coding region runs from base 41 to 1021 and encodes 326 amino acids. Gene Ontology annotation, molecular function: small GTPase binding; GTPase activator activity. The transcript has 6 exons.